CUCCCCCCGCCGCGAUGACGUCACCCUGCCGGCGCAAUGACGUUGCUGCUUUGAAGCCUAGCUGCCUAAUUGGCGGGAAAAGCUGGAGCGCGCUGUGACAGUAGUGACUGAGCGGUGCCCGGCCGGAGCCGCACGUCACCCCGGGGUGUGAGUGAGGGCGACUUACCCGGAGGAUGCGAGAGAGGAAGCCAGGUGGCCGGGCAUAGCAUCGGGAGAGCGGGAUUUCUGAAUCAUGGCCGUCCCAUUUGUGGAAGACUGGGAUCUGGUGCAGACUCUUGGAGAAGGAGCCUAUGGGGAGGUACAGCUAGCAGUGAACCGGAAGACUGAGGAGGCGGUUGCAGUGAAGAUUGUGGAUUUGAAGAGAAAGGCAGACUGUCCAGAAAAUAUUAAGAAAGAGAUCUGUAUCAAUAAGAUGCUCAACCACACGAAUAUUGUAAAGUUCUAUGGACACCGCAAAGAAGGCAACAUCCAGUAUCUGUUCCUCGAGUACUGCAGAGGUGGUGAGCUCUUUGAUAGAAUAGAGCCGGAUGUGGGAAUGCCUGAGCAAGAAGCACAGAAGUUCUUCCAGGAACUGAUUGCGGGUGUGGAAUACCUGCAUGGUUUGGGGAUUACUCACCGUGACAUAAAACCGGAGAACUUGCUUCUUGAUGACCGAGAUCAGCUGAAGAUUUCUGACUUUGGCUUGGCCACUGUUUUCAGACAUAAUGGACGGGAGCGGCUGCUGAAUAAGAUGUGCGGGACGCUGCCGUAUGUUGCGCCAGAGCUUAUUAAGACGCGAGCGUUUCAUGCUGAGCCUGUAGACAUCUGGUCAUGUGGAAUAGUCUUAACAGCUAUGUUAGCUGGGGAGUUACCGUGGGAUCAGCCGAAUGAUGCGUGUCAAGAGUAUUGUGAUUGGAAGGAGUCGAAGCACUACCUGACCCCAUGGAAGAAGAUUGAGUCUACGCCGCUUGCACUGCUGUCUAAAAUACUGCUUGAAAAUCCCAGUUCCAGGAUGACUAUAGCCGACAUUAAGAAACACUGGUGGUUCUACAAACCGAUGAAAGGGGUCAAGAGAAGCUUCUUGUCCUUAGGCGCAACAUCUGAAGCGACCGGACCUCUUGGCAAACACGUUCGGUCUGAUAUGAAUGUGUCGCAGCGCUCCCACAGUGAAGAGUUGAGGACCUAUUCCAGUACACAGCCCGAACCGCGCACCACCCUUACUGCCUGGGACAGCAGCCCGUCUCACAUAGACAAACUGGUGCAGGGUAAAGGCAUCAGCUUCUCACAGCCGGCCUGCCCUGAGAACAUGCUUCUGAGCAGCCAGUUAAUGGGGACUCCAGGCUCCUCCCAGAACCCGUGGCAGCGUUUAGUUAAGCGGAUGACCCGGUUUUUCACAAAAGUGGAUGCGGAGAGCUCCUAUAGCAGUCUGAAGGAAACGUGUGAAGCGAUGGGCUACGUAUGGAAGAAAUGCUGUGCCAACCAGGUGACACUUUCAACCACUGACCGAAGAAACAACAAGUUAAUAUUCAAGGUCAAUUUGGUGGAAAUGGAGGAGAAAAUUUUAUUGGAUUUCCGCCUUUCCAAGGGUGAUGGUCUGGAGUUCAAGCGUCAUUUCCUCAAGAUAAAGAAGAAGUUGGGCGAUAUAGUUGCAGUUCAGAAAGGGGUUGUCUCUGUCACCUGAUCACAGGGUAAAUGGGCCUUGAUAUUUUGCCGCUCUGAUAUUGCACCUGUUACGGUUUAAAUACGAACUAGUUCCCGAUAUCUUACGUGGCACUGUUAGAUUCUGUAGUUGGCAACGUGGUCUGUGAUGGUGAGAGGACGGGACGACUUGGAGCGUUUCUGGAGAAGGGAGGAGACCUGUUCGUGUUGAAGUACCGGACAUGUUAUAAGUGGCCGUUUUCACCGUGGGAUAUAACCUGUUUUCCCGUUGCUGCAAUAAUGCACACGUGGCUUUGGCUUUCUUCUGUGACACUUUUUUUUUUUUUUUUUUUUUUUUUUUUUUUUUUUUUUUUUCCUCGUUUCUUCAAUGUCCUGAGCACAGAUUUGCCCUGAUACUUUCACUAGUGUAAAUUAUUGUCACGGAUGUGUGCAGACUAUGAACUGGUAGUCAGGCCACGAGCAAACAUGAAGACAAGUGGGAAUAGGCCUCUUGUUAUAAACGUGAAUCCAGAGAUGCUGUUCCGGAUAUGUACUAAUAUCCACGUUGAGUGUUUCAAACAUUGCCGGUACGGGAGACCCUAUAAAUAUGUAUAGCUAUAUAUGGAUGGCUACUUAACGUGAAACCUGUUUCCUGCAAGUUGGUUUCAGAAGUGUUAAACAGAGAUCAAUGGUAAUAACUAAUCAGUGCCCUGCAGCGAUCAUUGUACGCAAGAGAAAAGUGAAUGUUUAAAAGGAUGUAACGUUGCUUUUAUGUGGAAAUAAAUGCAUUACUUUUGUGAAAA
Molecule: messenger RNA, 2420 nt
Organism: Pseudophryne corroboree (corroboree frog)
Lineage: Eukaryota; Metazoa; Chordata; Amphibia; Anura; Myobatrachidae
Gene: CHEK1
Product: checkpoint kinase 1
Exons: 13
Coding region: 233-1660 (475 amino acids)
Biological process (GO): DNA damage checkpoint signaling; protein phosphorylation
Cellular component (GO): cytoplasm
Molecular function (GO): ATP binding; protein serine/threonine kinase activity
Source: RefSeq, a predicted model, not a curated record